This is a messenger RNA of Haliotis rufescens (red abalone), 2523 nucleotides long. RefSeq lists its product as uncharacterized. The transcript has 16 exons. Gene Ontology annotation, molecular function: protein binding; DNA binding; zinc ion binding. Bases 1 to 2523 code for a protein of 840 amino acids. The record is from RefSeq and is a predicted model, not a curated record. NCBI's taxonomy places the organism in Eukaryota, Metazoa, Mollusca, Gastropoda, Lepetellida, Haliotidae.
AUGGCGGAACUGGAAAGUGCUAUUUUGGAACUGAUGGGCAACAAAAUUCUGAUAAUUAUCAAAGUGGAGGAGGUGGAAUCCAUAGCUAAAGGCUACAUCAUGGCCGAGUUGGACCCUCCCUUCUGCGAGGUCCGAUACAUCAACUCCAACAUAGGUUAUGGGGUAUUUGCAACCCAGGAUCUAUCAGAGGGCGACUUUGUGCUAGAAUAUCACGGGGAGCUGAUUUCCCAGAGUGAGGCUAAGCUCCGAGAUGAAAAGUACGAUAAAGAAAAAGAAGGGUCAUUCAUUGUAUACUUCCAAGACAAGAAAGGAAAACGACUUUGUGUGGAUGCCACACAUUCAAAGACAAUGGGACGGUUCGUUAAUGAUGGCUGGAAGGAGCAUGAAAAAAACUGUUUCCUAAGAAUUGUGCAGUGUGAAAAUAAGACCCAUAUCUGCUUGUUUGCCAAUCGAAAUAUCAAAAUGGGAGAAGAGUUUCGAUUUGAUUACGAUGUUCCGAACCUACCAUGGAGAAAGGAUUCAAGUUCGUUCAAGACAUCACAAUUGCAAUCUCAACAUGGUCGCCAGAAGAAAAGAAGGAAACUAAAAACCCAAUGCGGCAGCUGCACUGGUUGUGUGAGGAUCGAUGACUGCAGUGAGUGUCGAACUUGUAAGAACAUGAAGAAGUUUGGUGGUCCAGGAACAUUCAAACAGAAGUGCAUGUUGAAACUGUGUCAAAAAGAGCAGAGUCCAAGUCCGUCAAUGUCCACCCCCAAGCUGGGCCUCAGAUCAGGAGGGACAGAUGCGAGAAGCCAGGAAGUACCCACUACUGUGCAGAGGAAAGAUGAGAAGGCUGUCAUCCCUUCCACGCAACCAGUGACCAAGUCUAGGAGGAUUGAUGGAGAACAUGAUGAUGACUUUGUUUCACAAGAGACAAGGGCUGGAUCACAAAGCAGUACGAAGAAAAGAAAUCGGCCAACAUCUCUUCCACGAAUCAAGUUAUCUCACCCAAAACGGUCAAAGAAGUGCUUAAAGUAUUCUGUGAAGACAACCAGAAAGACAAGGGCAGUCUGUGGAAGAAACACAAAUACCAUCUCGCCAAAUGAGUCAAGAACAACAGACUUGAUUAGUAACAACACCAGGAGCAACAUUUAUGACUUUGAUACCGCUGAUGAAAUCCUGCCUUUAGAGAGUGGAAGUGAAGAUGUGGAGAACCAAACUCACUGUGCAGAACGUACGUCUGCUCCAGGGCAGAGCAGCUGCAAGGAUAAGGAUACAGCCUGGUUCGAGGGCCCUGAGUUGGUGGAGGAAGGGGGUCCGAACACUGAAGAAGAGAGUCAGAAUGUAAGUAGUCAGAAUGAUAUGACCUACCUCACUCAAAGGAAAUACAGCAAUAGCUCCAGACAGGCCAAGUUGGAUGGCAUUAUUGCAAAGCUAAGGUCCAAAUCUGUUGGGUUAAUAGAAAACAGCACCAUGCCAGACCUGAGCAGUGAUGAUGCUUUCACCAAGAACAAAAAAAUAUCGACAAAGAGACAAUGGAAGAGUGAUAUAUUUGAAAAGGAGGACGAGGUACAUGGAGAUCGUUUGCCUAAAAGAAGAAAUUCUGAAGUUCAAGAGAGUCAGCCCAUUGUCAAACAAUCUAAAGUGACUGCAAAUGAUGGUGAAACAGUCCCAGUUCAUGCAGUUGCUAGGUCAGCUAAUGAAUCUGUUGCAAGGACGGAGCCCUUGGAUCUUAGUUUCAUAUCUCAUAGGCCAGUUGAGCAAUGUGUGUUUCCUUUCAUUGAGAACAGGACUCAAGAUGCUUUUGAUGAAACAACUAUCAUUGAACCAAAUACAGAAAAUUCCAAUGGAGCUGACACCAACAGUUCCAGCACCACAAGGUUUAGUUUAGUCCAGAGCUACCAGCAGAGUCUGUCAAACAUGGUGGAGUACCUUGAGAAGAGAGCAGCUCGCCAGGAUGAAGAUAGACCAUCCAGUAGACGAAAACUGGUCAAGAAACUGAUUCGGAAAAAGACUAGAAUGGAAGACCUUUUGAAUGAAGUAUCUGAGAAUAAUGAGAAUAAAGAUACCAGUGGGUCAAGCAUGUUUCCAAGGCGACGGAAGCUUGAGGGUCGAGGAGCUUCCAGAAUGUUGCAGAGCCUGUACAAGACUCUAAUGAUUCAAACUGCUGAGUGUGUCCAAGAGAGACUGGAUGAGACAAGCUUCAAACUACAAGUGACCUUCAAGCAGGAUGAAAAUGUGAACCACGGUGAAGAACAAAUGGAUGAGCCUGAUGAAGAGCAGGAGAGUAGAGAGGCCAAUGAUGAUAAACCUGAGACAUGGAAGGACAUAUCUGUUUUAGUAAAGUACACAGCAGAGAUGGAGAAGGACAAGGAUGAAGAAGACAUUAAGGUCAAGGAGCAGAUAUCCAGCAUGGUGCAGUUCCUUGACACAAAGAUCUCUCAGCUUCAGGGGGAAGCCAGUGAUGUCCACAGGAUCCUAAAAAAGACAAUCAAGAAAAUUAAAAAAAAGAUGCUGAUUUUAUCUGAGUCACAGAAUACUUAA